Halteromyces radiatus is the source of this 3829-nucleotide messenger RNA. RefSeq lists its product as uncharacterized. NCBI's taxonomy places the organism in Eukaryota, Fungi, Mucoromycota, Mucoromycetes, Mucorales, Cunninghamellaceae. The transcript has 12 exons. The record is from RefSeq and is a predicted model, not a curated record. Bases 74 to 3829 code for a protein of 1251 amino acids.
UUUUUCGGUCGCUCUUUCCUUUCUAUUCUUACAUUUUAACAUUUAUCAAAUAUAUUGUCACUUUUUCUGAAAUAUGGAAGUGAAGAAAGGGUCUACUUUACGACGUGGUGGAGCAGGUGGUCGUAGAACUGGUAGAACCAUCAACAAGAAAUCAGUAUACGAAUAUACAUUACGAUGUGCCAUCAGAGCUUUCCAUGAACAACUUCAACCAAAUGACAAGGAAGUAUCCAAUAAAAAGCAAGAUAGACAUACUUCUGUUCAUCUCAGUAGUGUAGGGGAUAUGUUUGGAAGUAUUACAGAUAGUGGCAACAGCAAACCUGAUAAAUUGACAAAAGAAGUAGUGCGAGGUCUGAUACGACGACUAGAAGAUAUCGUCUCUGGUGAAAAUACUGUGAAACCUGAAUAUCUUGACAAACGUUUCUUGACUGUGGUACGUCAGUUCCAAAAGGUACUUCAACAACAUCGAUACAAACCUACAGGUACAAUCAAUGACUUGGUGAUCAUCUUUUUGAAAACAAGUGAAGUCGAACUUAAACGGGAUAAUCCUAAUCCGGCGGUCUGGUAUGGUGAUCUCAAUCAAUAUAUUGCUCGUUUUGCUGAAUUGGUCAUUGCCACUGUGGAAGAAGAUGCUCCUCAAUUAGCUACUCCUGAACUAAUGGACAAACUCAAUGGUUUCUUGGGAUCUUCUAAAAGAUCAACUUCUGAUCAACGAAAUAACGACAAGUCAACUAUGGAUUCCUUUGAAGCUCUGGAAAAGUAUCCUAUGGUACAAACAGUCAAACUUGUUUUCGAUGUGGAUGAUUUGGAACAUCGCAAAAAGCUACGUGAACUAGAACCUCUUUGCUCGGAAUCGGCUCUUUUACUUGAUCUAAAGAAAUGUAUCAAUAAUGUCCAUACAAAUCAACCUUUUCCCGGUCGUAGGGAAGACUAUGCCUCACAGCAAGUAUAUGACAAUUGGCAAAAACGGGAAGUCAAGCAACUGACAGAAUUGAUGAAGUCACUCAUGUUGAUGAAUCCAAAUCUCUCCCUGGGUGCUGGUAGCGAAACUGAUGUUGGUAAAUCAAACUUAUUAUCAAACAACAAUCGAUCCUCUAUUCCAAAUGGAGAUGGUGACAAUCGACCUGAAAGUGCUUUUACCUAUAUUCCAAAUGAUCCACGCUCUUACUAUCGAUUACUUAUGGAUUUGUGCAUUGAAAAGGAUACAAGCUCAAACGCCGAAGCUGACCGUGCAAAAUCAAGUGUUCUUUCGCAGCAAUCGGAUGAACUAUUACGUGAAUGUUGGAAGACAUGGCGACUUUCUGCUCCUUACCGUGCUGUUCUUUAUUUGGAACUGGUCAAGACGAGAUUUGAAUAUGAACAAUUGGAUCAUGAUGAUGUGAAUGAUGCUACUCGAGCUUUGGAUAGGGUUAUCAAAGAAAAUGAUGUUAGUACAUGGGCUAUCAAUGAUCGUGAAAGUUUGAUUCGUGUCUUUGAAGGAUUGAACCAUACUCUGCUGCAUGAAUUGGCUGAUGCCUUGUCAACCUAUUGGAAAAUUAAUCCUCAGUGGAUUAGUGAUCUUAUUGCAAUGUUGGACAAAAUUUAUGAAAAUCCUGCAUAUCUCGAAGAUCAUGCCAAUCCUGUACAACAAUUACUCAACCUUGAAGAAGUAGUAGAGGGAGCCGCUGUAGAAAGAUGGAGACUUGUUGAACGAGAAGCUAAUAAUCAAGAAGAAGAUGAUCUGACGAACUUGCUGACUUUGGCUGACAAACUGAUCAAGGAAUAUGUUUCUCUCACCAACAAGAAAUUCAAAACACCUCUGAAAGAUAUUAUCAAUGUUCCUGGUAUCAUCAUGGCUCGGCAAAUGCCCUACUUUGCUUUAGAAAUCGAAAAUUGGUCCUAUAUGCCUGCUUGUAAAACUGCUCCUAUCGAAGUUACAUUUGAACUUUACAACAAAGUUCUUAGUUUGAAACGUCUGUAUGAUCAACAUGGCCCAAAAAACAAGACUGUAUUAUUCAAAGUGGAAUCUUGGUUCUUAUCUCAUGUCCGUCGCUGGUUAAUGACUACGAACGAUGCCACACUUGAAUGGGUAGAAAACGCUAUCAAACAAGAUGAGUUCACUCGAAUCAACGACACAACCUUGCAUUCAUCGUCUAUUGUGGAUCUUUUCAGUAUGUUUCAUCAAGCCGUUGACUUUGUUCAAAAUCUCCAAUGGCCCAACGAGCUCCAACAUUGUCGAUUUUUGACUGUAUUAUCUAAAAUCAUUGGAGUUGCACUUGAACAAUACACUUAUUCAAUUGAAAGCAUGAUUAUGGAUGAUAUUUUCCCUCAAUCGAACCGUGAUCAAGAAUCUCUAACAAGUUCUGCAACAUUUUUUGGCAAGGCCCAACAACUUAUUGGAAGUAGAUAUGGGAAGGAAUUGGAAACACCUCCAGAUUUUACAAAAGAGCUAUGUGUGAAAAUCAAUGACAUUGAAGCCGCCAGGUUACGAUUAGAUCGUUUGUAUGAAUUGGUGGAUGCGGAUGAUGUGGCAGAGUAUAUGCGAGAACACAGUGUGCCAGCUUCGGAGAAAGUGGAACAGAAAAACUAUUUGUACUCGGUCAAGGUGGUCCGUGCGGAAAAUUUGCCUCCUCUGGAUAAGAACGGUCUUAGUGAUCCUUAUGUAGUCCUAGAAUUCGGUGACAAGCAAUCAAGUAGAACAAAGACAGUAUAUGAAACACUCAAUCCUCGAUGGGAUCAAAUGUUUGAUAUUUGGCUGGACGAAAAAACGGUGGAUGUAUUAGCUGUUGUUUACGAUGAAGACUUGAUUGGUACUCAUGAUGAAUGUGGUGCUGUUUGGUUCCAAUUAUCUCCUCAAUACUUUGAUGACUAUCAGACUCACGAAUUGGUGUUGAAUCUUCAUCCUCAAGGCAAACUGGUUUUACGGGUCAGCAUGGAAGGUGAAAAGGAUGAUAUUCAAUUCUGGUUUGGGAAAGCAGUACGAACUUUGAAACGUGUUGAAAACGAUACAGCUGGUCUGAUUGUUGAUAGGAUGGGCAAAUAUAUGCGUCAACAUCUAUCGCGACGAACAUUGGACACAUUGUUGGGUCGAGAACGUAGUUUCUUUUCAGCCUUUAGCAAAGCAAAUACUCAAGUGGAACCUAGUUUACAAGAUUGUGAAGAUUGCAUUGCACCUGUACUAGAUUACCUGGAACGAAACCUUCAAAUCCUCAAUGACAACUUAUCAGAAACGAACAUGCAACUAGUGAUCAUGAAAAUAUGGAAGGAUAUCUUAUUAACCUUGGAAGGUAUUAUGCUUCCACCUUUGUCUGAACAUCAGUCUGAUAUGAUUCCUUUGGACGAAUACGAAAUGCAUGUGGUUUUCAAAUGGCUGGAAUUACUGAAGAUUCUAUUUAAUGGUGGUGAAGAUGGUGAUGCCGUUCCUUUGGAUCGACUUGAAAAUUCAAGUUAUCAUGCCCUUUUAGCAAUCAAUGCUGCUUAUGCUAUGGAAACUGAUAAACUGAUGGAAAUAUACAACACUGUUCUCAAGAAUCAGGUAGCAAUGAAAAUGCGUGGCGGAAGGAAAACUGAUCGAAGCAAGACUGUAUACCAAUCAAGACAUACCAUUGCCAAGAAACCCAAAUCUCAACGCAAAUCAGUGGCCAUGGAUCUUCCUAGUAGUGAAACCAUCUUACGAAUCCUAAGAAUGCGAAGUGGAAAACAUGUACGUGACUUUUUACAUACUGAAUUCGAAAGACGAAAUCAACCUCAACAACCUCAACAACAACAACAAUCCAGUCAUCCGUCUUCUCAAUUACUUGAUAUCCAAGAAGAAUCAUCUGCCAAUGAUGAUUCUCCCCCUUUUUUGAAAUAA